GAAGGAAUGGCACGAGGGAAAUAAGGAGUGGGUUAAAAAGGCCUUUGGGGAGGCUGAAGAAGAGAGGAAGAGGUCCUUUAUAGUCCUUGCGAAGGGGAUGUUGAAGAGGGACUUAAAGGGGGUGGUAACAAAGGUUGAGUUUGGUAGGUCGAUUGGACUAUCGACGGUCGAAAGAGUCCGGUUUCGGAUUCCAAUGAGGGAGGGCGUUAUAAGGGCUACAGCUUUAAUCAGCCUGGCUAGCCAGAAGGCCUGUGAGAAAGGAGUCCUCUGGCAGGCUCAACUAUUCGACUGUGAGCCGUACUGGGGGGCACUGCAGGCAACACAGUGUUAUAAGUGCUGAGGAUGGGGGCAUACCCAACGGUUCUGCUUGCGGAGGUGUGACGAAUCUCGAAACCCCAACUUCUGAAAGGAACUCCUGAAGAUUUUUUUUGACAACGGGGUAAGGUUCGGACCUUCGAAUUAGCCCUUCGAAACAAACAACGACGACAUCAGCCACUACACCAGAUGCAGAACAUUACAUUCCAGGGGGUGCAAGACCCAAUGGAGGAAGCCGACAGUGGCUUCCAAGAAGUGGGAAAAAGGAAGCGGCCCCGGGGUCGAACCCCCGGCUUCGCCAGAUCCCAGGAGGGGGCAAGAAAGAGAUCCAAGGCAGGGAAAGCUGACCUUUUGCGAUGCGGGUUAAUACGACACUGGCCGGCCAAGGC
This is a messenger RNA of Parathielavia appendiculata, 704 nucleotides long. Lineage: Eukaryota; Fungi; Ascomycota; Sordariomycetes; Sordariales; Chaetomiaceae. The record is from the annotation of a RefSeq genome assembly.